GCCUUGUCCGCUCCAGGCUGGCGAGGGGUCGCCCGCCGGCGUUGCGCUGGUGACGGGCUUUUGCUGGGCGACUGCGGCGUGUGGCCUUGCUCCGCGAUGCUCUGCUCUGCACUGCUUUGCUUUGCUUUGCUUUGCUGUGCUCUGCUUCGCGUCGCCUCGGCUCGUUGCUCGCGGCCCGCAGAACGUGCCACAAAUCAAAGCUGCCUUUUGCAGCCGGGUUGAGAAAUUUUGUGGGCCGUUGAGUUUCCCCAGUCAACGCGCCCGCCGACUCGCGCACCAAAAAGCCUGUGCAGCACACGAGACAGCGCCUCCGCGACGGUCAGAACACGAUUGCAUGAUUUUCAUUUUUGCUUAUUCCUCAUUACGAGCAAGCGGCGCCCAAGCUAACUCUUCAAAGACGCGUAGCACGCAAGAGCCAUAUUCAAGAAAAAAAAAGCCCCUUCGCUUCGUCGGGGUCAGCGUUGGCAGAGAAACCACCGCCAUCAUCGCCCCUCGGGAUCCGCACCGGCACGCCAAACAAGACACCGUCCGCAACCCGAGGAGUCGUUGUCCGACGGGCUGCUCGCUUGAAGACCUGUCCGACGACGUUCGGCCGCUGCUCGAGCUGCUGCUACCACUCCUGCUCCCCCGUCUUGCAGCACGUCUUCCGUGGUCCUGCUCUUGUUUUCGCCAACCGUCGAUGCCAUUGCGAUCAUUGCUGCUGAUCACGCACCACGCGGCAGGCCACCACUCUCCAAGCCUCAACCGGCCCAAAUUUAGGAUCUGCACUUGGUCGCCCAAUCUGACGCGCUAGGCCGCUCGCAGACGACAAGCCGCAAAGCUCAAUAUCUCACAUCGCCCCAACCCCAAAAAAAAAGUGCCAGGCCGACCCUCUCUGACCAGGGUCGUGUGUCUUUGCUCGCUCAACGCCGGAUCACCACCACCGCCCGCCGAAGCACCCACCAAAUUCAACACACUUGUCCUGCUGCCAGUCCGAUUCCCCUCCCAAGCCCGAAUAAUCAAUCGCAAUCCCUUUCAAGCUGCCCAAUUCAUCUCUUGUUUCUCUCCCCGUCAAGAAAGGGAAAAAAAAAAAAGAGUUUUCUCAUUCCUUCCCCUGCCCCACCGUACAUCAAACACAAACAGGAGCUAGCUCUGCGGCCAUCAGACUCCGAGAAAGCAUCUUUUGCGUUUUGUGGUCUUGUUGGUCCUUCACCGUACUGGGCUUUGCAGCUCCGGACCCUGGCUUUCCACGUCCGACUCUGCAGCACCAACACCACACACUCCACCACGACCGCACGCACACACACUCUCUCUCUCCUCACGAAGCUUGUCCCCGUCUGCCCACCCGCGCAGAACCUCAAUUGACUGACUUGUCAUCCAAGCAUAGAGAUUUCAAAGCCAUACUCUCUCCCUGCUUAGUCCUACUCUCCGUCUGACAGUUCUCCCAACAAACAUGCCUCCCGCGACCACAAAUGGCGCUCCAGGGGCUAGCACCUCGCUCAACGUGCCCGGCGCUGCCAACGGCGAGACCGCGAGCCACGACGUGAACGACAACAUUCGCCGCUUCCAGGCGCCGAGCAGAAUGACCAGCCCGCCGCCAGAGCACACGUUGUUCCACAACAAGACACGAUGCUUCGUAUAUGGUCUACAGCCAAGAGCCGUUCAGGGCAUGUUGGACUUCGACUUCAUCUGCAAGCGCAAGACCCCUUCAGUGGCAGGCAUCAUCUACACGUUCGGAGGCCAAUUCGUCAGUAAGAUGUACUGGGGCACAAGCGAGACGCUCCUACCGGUCUACCAGUCGGUGGAGAAGGCCUUCUCCAAGCACAGUGACGUCGACACCGUCGUCAACUUCGCCUCGUCCCGCUCCGUCUACCAGUCGACAAUGGAGUUGAUGGAGUACCCGCAAAUUCGCUCCAUCGCCAUCAUCGCUGAAGGCGUUCCCGAGCGCCGCGCCCGUGAGAUCCUGCACGUUGCCAAGAAGAAAGGCAUCACCAUCAUUGGCCCCGCCACGGUCGGAGGCAUCAAGCCCGGCGCCUUCAAGAUCGGCAACACGGGUGGUAUGAUGGACAACAUCGUCGCGUCGAAGCUGUACCGCCCGGGCUCCGUCGCAUACGUAUCCAAGUCCGGUGGCAUGUCCAACGAGCUGAACAACAUCAUCGCUAACACUACCGACGGUGUGUACGAGGGUGUCGCCAUUGGUGGCGACAGAUACCCUGGAACCACCUUCAUUGACCACAUGCUCCGCUACCAAGCCGACCCCAAUUGCAAGAUCCUCGUCCUGCUUGGUGAGGUUGGUGGCGUUGAGGAGUACCGCGUCAUCGAGGCUGUCAAGUCCGGCCAGAUCAACAAGCCUAUCGUCGCAUGGGCUAUCGGCACCGUCGCCGGCAUGCUCAAGACGGAGGUGCAGUUCGGUCAUGCCGGCUCCUUCGCCAAUUCGCAGCUUGAGACCGCUGCGGCCAAGAACAAGGCCAUGCGUGAGGCUGGCAUCUUCGUCCCCGACACGUUCGAGGAGCUUCCGGAGCUGCUCGCCCGCGUCUAUUCCCAGCAGGUCAAGAGCGGUAACAUCAAGCCGAAGCCCGAACCUGCAGUUCCCAAGAUUCCCAUGGACUACUCGUGGGCCCAGGAGCUGGGUCUCAUCCGCAAGCCGGCUGCCUUCAUCUCCACCAUCUCGGACGACCGUGGCCAGGAGCUGCUGUACGCCGGUAUGCCCAUCUCGGAUGUAUUCAAGGAAAACAUUGGCAUUGGCGGUGUCAUGUCACUGUUGUGGUUCCGCCGUCGUCUGCCGGACUACGCCAGCCGCUUCCUUGAGAUGGUGCUCAUGUUGACGGCCGACCACGGUCCGGCCGUCUCCGGUGCCAUGAACACCAUCAUCACCACCCGUGCUGGCAAGGACCUCAUCUCCGCGCUUGUCUCCGGUCUGCUGACCAUCGGUUCGCGCUUUGGUGGCGCUCUCGACGGCGCCGCCGAGGAGUUUACCCGCGCCUUUGACAAGGGCUUGUCUCCACGUGACUUUGUCGACACCAUGCGCAAGGAAAACAAGCUCAUCCCAGGCAUUGGCCACAGGAUCAAGUCGCGCAACAACCCUGACUUGCGCGUCGAACUUGUGAAGGACUACGUGAAGAAGCACUUCCCGUCCACAAAGCUGCUCGACUACGCGCUCGCCGUAGAGACCGUGACCACGUCCAAGAAGGACAAUCUCAUCCUGAACGUCGACGGCUGCAUUGCUGUGUGCUUCGUGGACCUGCUGCGCAACUGCGGCGCCUUUAACCAGGAGGAGGCUGAGGAUUAUCUCAAGAUGGGUACGCUUAACGGCCUGUUCGUCUUGGGACGGUCGAUUGGUCUGAUCGCUCAUUUCUUGGACCAGAAGCGCCUGAGGACGGGUCUGUACCGCCACCCCUGGGACGACAUCACUUACCUGCUGCCAAACCUCAACACCGGUGCUCCGGGCGCCGAGGGCCGUGUCGAGGUCAGUGUGUAAGCGUCGGAAGGAGAAAAAGAAGUGGAAGACGAAGCGGGGGAAGAAGUGCCAAAAAGAGCAUAAAUAUAUAUCCCCAAUUCAUAUUGUUAUUCAUGUUCCUCUUUUCGUUUUCGCGAGCAGCGGGCGAAGAAGCAUGGUCGAAACCCCGGAUGAAAAGAAAAACUUUAGUUGGGUACGUGGAACUCAUGGCAAGUGGGAAGGGCAUAGAUGACCCCUCUCGAACGUGCCCCGAUGAGAGAUACGAGGAGGAGUUUUUUGCGCGUGGUUGGCGCACGUGGGCUGCUGAAAGAUCUAAGGUGAUUUUCGGCUUAGACGGGGGAACGACAUCGACGCAUUGAUUUUUGCCUUGAUCUAAACGGUUAAUGCAAUUGUAGCAAUAGGAAAUGUUUUUUUUGA
Molecule: messenger RNA, 3853 nt
Organism: Verruconis gallopava
Lineage: Eukaryota; Fungi; Ascomycota; Dothideomycetes; Venturiales; Sympoventuriaceae
Product: ATP-citrate synthase subunit 1
Exons: 5
Coding region: 1433-3457 (674 amino acids)
Biological process (GO): fatty acid biosynthetic process; tricarboxylic acid cycle; acetyl-CoA biosynthetic process
Cellular component (GO): cytosol
Molecular function (GO): ATP citrate synthase activity
Source: RefSeq, a predicted model, not a curated record